Saxophila tyrrhenica is the source of this 606-nucleotide messenger RNA. RefSeq lists its product as uncharacterized. The transcript has a single exon. NCBI's taxonomy places the organism in Eukaryota, Fungi, Ascomycota, Dothideomycetes, Mycosphaerellales, Extremaceae. Gene Ontology annotation, biological process: DNA-templated transcription initiation. Gene Ontology annotation, molecular function: DNA binding; RNA polymerase II general transcription initiation factor activity. Bases 1 to 606 code for a protein of 201 amino acids. The record is from RefSeq and is a predicted model, not a curated record.
AUGGCAUCGCCAAUAUCCCUCUCUAGCUCCUCCAGCACCCGGAGAUCCUCCUCCCGCGCCCUCCCCUACGACGGCCCCAAACUAGCCAACAUCGUCUGCGGCGUCAACCUGAACUGCCGCUUCGACCUCCAACUCAUCGCCCGCCACUGCCGCAAUGUCGAAUACUGCCCUAAACGCUUCAAAGCCGCCAUCAUCCGCACGCGCGAGCCCAAAGCCACCGCGCUCGUCUUCGAAGGCGGCAAGAUGCAAAUGCUCGGCGCCCGUAGCGUAGACGACGCUAAACUCGCCUGUCGCAAGUUCGCGCGUAUGCUGCAGAAGCUGGGUUAUGAGCCGAGGACGGAGGGGUUUAAUGUGCAGAAUAUGGUUGCGCAUGCGGAUACGAAGAUGGUUGUAAGGUUGGAGGGCUUGCAUGCGGAGAAUUGGCGCUGGACGCAGUUUGAGCCGGAGUUGUUUCCAGGACUGUUCUUUCAAAUGAUGCAGCCGAACAUGAAGACGCUGGUGUUCGCAAAGGGGAAGGUGGUUUUGCUCGGAGGGAAGGAGGAGGGGGAUUUUGAGAAGGCGAUGCAGAAUUUGUAUCCGCUGCUUGUGCAGUAUCGGAAGACGUGA